This is a messenger RNA of Aaosphaeria arxii CBS 175.79, 1420 nucleotides long. RefSeq names its product 3-ketoacyl-CoA thiolase 1. The record is from RefSeq and is a predicted model, not a curated record. Gene Ontology annotation, biological process: phenylacetate catabolic process; fatty acid beta-oxidation. NCBI's taxonomy places the organism in Eukaryota, Fungi, Ascomycota, Dothideomycetes, Pleosporales. Gene Ontology annotation, molecular function: acetyl-CoA C-acyltransferase activity. The transcript is spliced from 3 exons. The coding region runs from base 103 to 1353 and encodes 416 amino acids. Gene Ontology annotation, cellular component: peroxisome.
CCACAUCAUCCUCUCUUCUUGUCGUUCACAUCUCUCUUCUCCUCCUAAGCCUCUUCUCCUCCUUAGAUAUCCAAUCCCUCUAUUCACAUCACAUCUGCAAAUAUGACGGAACGACUGAAAUCCAUCGUCUCUCAGAUCACUCCCGCCCAGAGCGGCGUUUCCGCCAUCACUACACAGAACCCCGAUGACAUUGUCAUCACUCUCGCUAUCCGAACACCCCUCGCGAAGGCCUUCAAGGGAGGAUUCAAGGACACACCGCUCGAUGGCAUCGUCGUCAAGAUCUUGAAGCAGGUUGUCGCAAAGUCGAAUCUGGACCCUGCGCUCGUUGAGGACAUUUGCCUGGGAAAUGUCUCCGACGCAAAGGCCGCCUACUACUGCCGUGCUGCUAUGCUUGGCGCUGGCUUUCCCAUCACCACCUCCGGCUCCUCCGUGAACCGUUUCUGCAGUUCUGGUCUUAAGGCUGUGCAGGACAUCGCCAACCAGAUCUCUCUCGGCCACAUCGAAAUCGGACUUGCGCUCGGCGCCGAGUCCAUGACCCAGGGUGGUGACAGGCUCGAGCGACCCUUCUUCGACGAGAUCCUCCAGAACCAGGAUGCUGCGGACUGCAUGCAGCCCAUGGGACAGACUUCUGAGAACGUCGGCAAGGACUUCAACAUCUCAAGAGAGAGGCAGGACAGGUUUGCUACCGAGUCUUACAGGAAGGCAGAGGUCGCACAGAAGGCAGGAUGGACUGAGGACGAGAUCGUCCCAAUCCAGGUACACAUCAAGGACCCCAAGACCGGCGAGGUCAAGCAGGUUACUCUGACCAAGGAUGAGGGACCACGAUGGGGAACCACCUUCGAGGCCCUGAACAAGAUCCGACCUGCAUUCAUGCCCCACGGAGACAAGUCGACUGGUGGCAACUCUUCCCAGGUCACUGAUGGUGCCGCAGCUGUGCUUCUUAUGAAGCGAUCCAAGGCAAAGGAGCUCGGCCAACCCAUCCUGGGCAAGUUCGUCGGAGCCACCGUUGCUGGACUUGCGCCCCGCAUCAUGGGUAUCGGCCCUUCGGUCGCCAUUCCCAAGCUUUUGAAUAAGUUCAACCUCACUCUCGACGACAUUGACCUCAUCGAGAUCAACGAGGCUUUUGCAUCCAUGGCUGUCUACUGCCAGGAGACUCUCAAGAUUGAUCCCGCGAAGCUCAAUGUCCGUGGUGGCGCCAUCGCACUGGGUCACCCUCUCGGCUGCACAGGUGCACGACAGAUCGUCACUGGACUCAGCGAAGCCAGGAGACAGAAGAAGAAGAUUCUCUUGACGAGUAUGUGUAUUGGAACCGGCAUGGGUAUGGCUGGUCUUUUCGUCAACGAGCAAUUGUAAUUUGAGAUGGCAUGUAAAAAUCUGUUUAGCAUUUUCGUAAAAUCUGAAAUAUUUUGAGCGCACCCGA